Parathielavia appendiculata is the source of this 1497-nucleotide messenger RNA. RefSeq lists its product as uncharacterized. The coding region runs from base 1 to 1497 and encodes 498 amino acids. The transcript has 4 exons. The record is from RefSeq and is a predicted model, not a curated record. NCBI's taxonomy places the organism in Eukaryota, Fungi, Ascomycota, Sordariomycetes, Sordariales, Chaetomiaceae.
AUGAGGAAGGUUUACAGUUCCGGGGCCGACCAGGUCCUGGCUAAGCCGCCGCCAGAGCUGAAUGUCACUGUCCAUCUAUCGUGGCCCGCGCCGAUGCGCGGUUUCAAGGAUAUUGACCCCGCCGAUGUCAACGUCAAGACUCUACUCGCUCGCAUUGCGAGUGAACAUGACGCCAAGGUCGAGGCAGAAGAAAGCACCUCCGCUGUCAAUGUUACUGUCAUGGCGAUGAACCGGGCGAGGGCCCACGAAGUUCUUUCCGCCGUCCGGAAAUUUUACCGGCCAGGCGAGGAGAGCUUGUGGCGAGCCCGACUUGUGGUUCACCCUCCGAAGAAUGGAAGCUACUGCCUCACGGCAUUGCUCCAGCCUAAGGAGGGCGCCACAGGGCGCCGCGUCACCGCUGUGACAAGCAAGAACCCCAGGCCCACCAACCAGGUUGGUCUUGACAAGACGAAAGCCGACUACAAGAAGGCUCUAAUGAAGAUGCUGAACGAGGCAUCCGGGCACUUGCGUCACGAUCCAACCGGCAUGCAAAUGAGAGUGCACUUCGGUAACCUCGUCCUCGACGAGUGGAAGAAGGGCAAAACAGAGUACGACUUCUCGGAGCUGGAGAACCUCAUGUCCCGUGCUGGAACGAGAGGCACUGCUCAUAUGCUGAACACAGUCUCCGAGGCUGCUGCAAAGGCUCUCGCGGAUCGGUUCUCUCACUCAAACAUGGAGCUGCCGGAGACGUUGCAAUCGCUUCUCAAGCUCAAGAGAGAAGACAAUGGCGAGGACGGUGAACCGACAGUCACCUACUCGGUAGUUCUGACUACCAAGAACCUCGUCUUGGAGUCCAAGUUCGAAAGGGUCGGCACGCAGAGGUUCAGAAACGGUCAGGGAGUUCAGUACAGCCUCGAUCCGCUGGAGGUUCAGCAGUUGGAGAAGCAACACCGAGCUGCCGAGUUUAUCAUGGUGUGCCCGGAGUCUGGUCACGACUGGUCCGUCGAGAUCCACAAGACUGCGGCCGACCAAGCGACCAAGGCCUCGCCUCCCUUCGGCGUCCACCAGUUGCAGAAGAAUCUUUCCUUCACCGGGGAACGGAUCGGAGAGGGAUUUCCCUACUUCAAGAUCCCGGACAGUUUCCUGCGCGUCCACAACAUCCAGAAGCUUCACGGAAAGGUGACGCUUCGUUACGGUCUGGGUUUCAAAUACACGCUGGACAUAACCCUCUUCUACGACUUGGAGAAGCAGAAGUCAUUGCCAGAUCGCGCUACGACGGCAACUGUGAUGUUGCACAGCCCCGACUGGGAUUACGAAAUGUCUUCUGACGCGUCGAUUCCUCGGCCGUGUAAGGAGAGCUUCGAGGAGCAUUUCUUGAAGCCGUCUGAGAAUGACGAAGCUCCUGGCGGCCAGGCGGCGGGGCCCGUGGACCACUUCCUUUUGUGGGUCGACUGGAUCCAUAAAGGGCUGGACGGUGCCUCCCGUGGCAACGAGCAGACAGCGGACGAAACUGCUUGA